GGUAGCAGAAAGAGCUUCCUCCGUCGCUCUGCAACGAACAAGGAAGCAGCGCAAGCUUCUCAAACGAAAAGGUAUGCACAAUUCUCGACCUGCUGAGACCGAAUUUUCUUCUCACCACUUCGAUUUCGCAGCGAAAGUCAGGGAGAAGCGGAAAUCGGUGAAGGAGAAGAAGCUCAAGGAAAAAUCGAAUGUCACUCCGCUCGUGACCAAGUACUGGCUCCAGAGGUACGAUCUCUUCUCCAAAUACGACGUCGGCGUCAAAUUGGACGAAGAGGGGUGGUUUUCCGUCACGCCGGAGGAAAUCGCCGCCAGCCAGGCCCGCCGCUUCGCCGGUGCCGGUGUUGUGAUUGAUGCCUUCGCCGGUGUCGGGGGAAACGCAAUUCAGUUCGCGAAAGUGUGCCAUCAUGUUGUUGCCAUUGAAAUUGACCCAAAGAAGGUUGCCCUGGCAUCUCAUAAUGCUAAGAUUUAUGGUGUUCAAGAUAAAAUAGAUUUCGUAGUGGGAGAUUUUUUCCAGCUUGCUCCUUUCUUGAAGGGAGACGUGGUAUUUCUUUCACCACCUUGGGGUGGACCGUCAUAUAAGGCAAAAGAAAAUUUUACACUCGACUUGUUGAAGCCAAAAGACGGCCAUUCUUUGUUUCAAGUUGCCCAGGCGAUAACAUCAAACAUCGUUAUGUUCUUGCCUCGAAACGUCAAUGUGCUCCAAGCAAGCGAGCUUUCAUGGCUGUCUUCUCCUCCAUUAGAUAUUGAGGUGGAAGAGAAUUUGGUGCAUGGUAGGUUGAAGGGAAUUACAGUCUAUUUUGGGGACUCGAAGCUGUGUGUGUAGCCACAUCAGCUAAGCCGAAUACCAGUAGGCUCGAGCAGUUGGAUACUGAGCUCAAGCUCGAAUGGGUAAAUAUUCAUUAAAUUAAGCUCGCUUGCCGAUUUUUUGUAACUGUUAUUCAGGCUCUAGCUCGACUUGUGUUAAAAAUGCGGAACUUGUUAUUUGAGCUCGAGCACGACAGCCAAGGCACGAGCUUGAGCUUGUUCAAGAGCUUGUCUAACUUAAAAUGAAGAGCAUGAAGCAUUGACACUUGAUCAUGAAGAUCUUAUGAUACUGUUCGAGAUUGAAUCAUCUUGAGAUUGAUAGAGAUUAAUUUUGCAAUC
Molecule: messenger RNA, 1143 nt
Organism: Salvia hispanica
Lineage: Eukaryota; Viridiplantae; Streptophyta; Magnoliopsida; Lamiales; Lamiaceae
Source: RefSeq, a predicted model, not a curated record